CCCGCUCUCCGCGGGUCCCCGCCGCGGGGCCGUCGCCGCCCGAUCGGCAGCAGCACGAGGCCGGAGACGGCGCCGCGGCGGCCCGCAGGAUGGGCGGCAGGGCCGGCUUCUUCGAGUGCCCGAUUUUUAGGAAAAAUGCCCAGCUUUGUCACUGCCUCCCGCAUUGCUGCUCUGCUGUCCCGGAACCUUGAGCAAUCCAGACGCAGGAGCAGGCACGUGGCCGAUGCCCCCUCGAUGUCCUCACUGGCUGACCUGCAGGUUCGCUCUCCUGCUCCCGUUGUAUUGAACUUCUUUAUAACACCCAUUACUCUAAGGCAUGGGCAUCGUUGUUUUUACCUAAUUUUGCAGAUGGAGAAACAUGAGAAAGUGGAAUGAUUUGUCCCACCCCACCGAGCGCAACAGCAGCAGCAGAGACUGCUCUUUGGUGUCUCAUCAAUACCCUACGUCCAAGCAGUGCUAAUCCAAAUUCGGAUGUCUCUUGAAUUUACAUGUCAGCUUUGUGUGUCUCAGUCGUUUCCUCUGCACGGCAGAUAAUGGGCCAAAGCAGAUGUGCCUAAAAUCAUGCAGUGUGUGUCAGAGCGGACCCGAGGUGCAGCAUGUGGACAGGGCAGUGCAGGGUGCUGUUGCCUAUCACUUUCUGCACUGUUCUCCCCACUUAUUUGCUUUCUCUUACAAGUUCAAGAUAGCUCAGUGUGCUGAAUUACACUUCCUCAGCAAACAUCUGAAACUGAGUUACCAAAUACAGAAGGUAAAUGUCCCACCCAUCCCAAGACUUCAAGAGAGAAAAAAAAAAUCUCUAUUGAUACCACAAGUGGUAAUAUUCCCUACUUUGGAUUAGUGUGCAAUUCUACACUUAUCUGUACUUCUCAAAACCAUUUGCUCCUUAUUGCUUCUCUGUGGUGCCUCCUUGUAAGAAUUACAGAGCACUUUGCAAACACCAAACUCCUGCUGUCUGACUUUUUUCUAAUAUGACAGUUACAGGUUUAGCAGAGAUUUAUCAGAGGUGGAAUAUUCAUGUUUUGGGGCAUUUUAUCAGGGCCGGUAUGUAAUCAAUUUCAUACGGAGUAUGUGGGAAAGUCCUCUCCCUCAUCCAUGGAUGGACCUACAAAAAGAUGGGCAAGAGCGGAGAGUGGCUGUUUGUUCUUUUAUGAGAGUAUUUCUCACUGCUGCUAAAGACUUCAAAAGUAGGGAAUGUUGUAUUUACAUGACUUUUAAGAAGCCAGUGAAAGCUUUGGAAUUACCUUUAACUUCUUUCUUUGAAUUGGCUGUGUUCAAAGUUAAGUACCAAGAACUAUGAGCAACAACUAAAUUAAGCCUAUGUAUGCUGGAUCUAAUAGAUCAGCGCCAAAAAGUCCAGACUGGCUGAGUGAUUUGACUCUACUUAAGAGACGUCUGCAGUAGAACUGAUAGGUGGUCAGGUCCCCUGCACUCCUAGAUCCAUGUCUAGAUGGCUGCCUGCCUGCUUCUUGUUCUGCAGUAAUACUACAGUGGGUCUUGUUUGGGUGCUGCUAUGUUUCUCAUUUUAUCUCACAGCUGUUUUAUCACUAAUAGCUCAGAAGAAAGGUAGCAAGAACUGCUACUGUUCAGAGACAUGUGCAUGCCUGACAGUACUGCACCUGAUCAUUUGGAGAGAUUCACUGCUCAGAAUGUAGAGAUCUAUGACAGGGACUGGUAUCUGGAUAACUGAUGCUCUCUAGGAGUGCUCAUUUAUCUACAUUGAUUAGAAAAUAACUCUUCUGACCUAUUUUAGAUGUGUUUCAAAGCUUACAGUAUGGUUUAUCCUGAAAGUGCCAGCUUUUCUCCUUUCCCUACAAAGGGUUUAUAUGAGAUGCUCAGACGUAAAUAUCUGUAGUGCAGAGCUCUGAAGUUAGGCUGAUGAAUUCUACCCUUUUUCUGUUUGUCAGGUUUAGGUCUUCAAAAGCAUCGCAUGUAGAAAAAAUAGAACGGUCCUCUGUCUUCCUAGAGGAAAUAUGCUUAAGCAAAUACUGUAGAGAAUCGGUGUCGUAAGAGCUUCAGUUGUAAUUUUGCUUCCUUAACUGGUUUGGACAGAAAGUGCCUUUUGUAAGCAGUACUAACCAAAAUGUUUUGGAGUCUUCAUUCCCUGAGGAUAGACUGAGCUGACGUAUGCAGUACUGCUAAAAGCAAUAAUGUACUGCCUCCCUCCUCCCCCCUAUCCUUGCUGGCAUUUAAAGUAUCUCCCCCUUCUGACUGUGAUGAAAACCUUCUGAAUGCAGGGGGAUGGCUGCUGCCUGGCCAGCAUUGCUGAGAUGUCGCAGCUCCUGUUACAAAGGCUUCUUCCACUCAGAGCUAUGCUGUCUAAAUCCUCAUCAAGUAGAGACACCAAGAGCAAGUGCCAAAAGCAGGACUGCAGAAGAUUUUAAGAUUCUCUAUGCUCCAAGAGCUGCCCAAGCAAGACCAGGCCACGUGUAGAUGUUUGAACAGUCAUUUAAAGGGAGACUGCCGAAAAUUGCCCCACCAUUUGAAAAUGUCAUCUGCUUUCACAAGUAGCGCAUACAAUUAUCAUCACAGAAAGAGAUGAGAACAUGGGGAAAAACACUCUCCCUUUGUCUUCUUUCAUCACUUCUCCAUAUCUCUAACACUUUGUACAGACGGUUGUGCUGCUUUAUUUAAGAGAUGGGCAAUUUGUUCUUUUUCUCCAUCGAACUUGAGAGAGAAACUCUAAAUUUUGUAAAGGGGAAUAUGACAAUAAAAUGUUACUUGGCAGGGAGUACCCGGAGCCAUUCAGGGUUUGAAGGCUGCUUUUGAAAUCAAAAGUCUUAUUUUAGAGAAAAUAAUGGACUCCUUUGGAGUGUAUUUUGUGAAGUGGAUGUGAAUACUGAGUUCAGCUGUCAGCAUGAGAGCUCCAGGCUUCCCACACAUUCUGGUCUCCAUACAUUGCCAAAAGUCAGCAAACCCCAUAGUGAUACCUCUGGAUUAAAGAAUAAAAAAGUACAACUCCCCCCCUUCAGUCUCUUCUGUUCCAUGUUUGAAGCAUGCCCUGGAUUUACUUUUGACAUCCAUCCAACAAUGAUUCAUAAAAUGUAGUAAUGCAACUAUAGAUACUGAAGUUCAGUAUUGCAAAUCACAGUGCUGAUUCAAAGAAAUGAUCGUGUUUUCACAGAGAAUUUAUUAGCCUCUUCUAUCUGAAUAUUGUCAUUGUGGCAAAUAAUCACUAUGAACUAGAGCCCUGAGCUAUAGAAAAUCUCUUUUGCACAUGUAAAAGUCUGUGAAGUGCUGUUGAAAAACCUGGAUAUCUGCUUAGCAUUGCAUCAAAGCUAACUUAGAUUCUCAGAUGGAAGCACUCCAGCCUGCUUAAUAGCGACAGUGAUACUCAGUGAAAGAUGUGAGUCUUCAGCAUGACUGGGAAAUUGGCAGUGUGCAGCCCUGUGUUAGCCAGUGCAAGAAAAUACCCACUGAGCCAGAAUUAACUGGUGCAGGUCACUUUCCCAUCUUGUGUAUCCUCUUGGAAGAUAUCAUGAUAGCAAAAACUGGAAAGCUUUCAUAGGCUUUCAAGAGUCAAAAUUCAGUGUAAUAACCUCUAUCACACAAACCUCUACCAGCUGGGUGUUGUUGUUGUUGUUUGUUUGUUGUUUUUUGUUUUGUUUUUUGGAGAGGGGACAGAAAUUCAGCCUCUCACUCCAAGGGAACAAACCUUUAUUUUCCUCCCUGACUAUGCUUACAGACUCUUUCAAUCAGUUAUAUAAAUUGAUUUAAAUGGAUUUCUCUUUCCGAAGGAUGACCGUUUGUAGCCCUAUACCCGUUACCAUUCACAGAUGGUAAGAUCAAAUCAAGAAAGAAAAAUAAGCUUGCCAUGCAGUCAUGUUAGGCACCCAGCUCCAAGAGUGGUUAUGACAAUUUGCUUAAGCUAUCCAUCCAAGUUUACUUCAACUCCAGCCCUUCACUGGGUAGCGAAGGCAUCAGCUGCAGGGAAAUGGUGAACAGAAUGACAAUGGAAGGAAGGAAUGCUUAAAGCAAUCCAGAAAGAUGGGGAUUUAGGAUUUCUUUUUGGUAGAAGAUUCCAUCUUUUUUACUGGAAAACCUUCCUGUCCUUUCCUGUCUGUACUUUUUGGUCUCCUGAAUCCUUUAUUCCUUGGUGGCCCAGAUUCUAUGAGAGUUGGUAAUGGCAGAAGACAGUCUAAAGCAGAUUUCCACUUCUUGGCAGUGUGUCCAACCAUUAUAAAUAAAGCAUGAAGGGCUGCAUCACCACCUUUGCAACAGCUUAGUUUCAUUCAGAAGUAAUUUAAAUGCUGUGCUUUGUGCUGACCUUGGAAUGAAGAUGCUACUGGAUUGAGGUCCUUAAGGAUUUACAUGCAAGCAUGCCUAGCUCACAAGUCUGAAACAGGUGGAAGAAAUGAAAGGAUACCGAGUUCCAGAUGAUUGUUCUCAUGGAUGUACAUAGGAGCAGAAUUUAGGAGGCUGAGGAGUAAAACACCUUGUGUGUAUUUUGUGAACCUGUGCAUGUUAGACAUCUGCUUUAUGAAAUUCACUUGUCCAAGUCUCACUGCAUCUCCUUUUAUAAACUAGGUGAAAUAGUAAUAAGAUGCUAGUUUCAUGAAAUAGGAACUCUUCAGAGAGGUAAGGCUUUAUGUAGUUGGGCUACUGACAGCAUAAUGGCUCUCAGCAGAUAAUGAUGAAAUUUGGCUUUGUGGUAAUGACUGAAAACGAUAGCGGUUUCCCCUUGGCUUAACUCUAAUGACUUAAAUAAAGUUAAUUCCAAUGUGCCCUAGUGAGAAAUCACACUGAGGCAUGGCUGCUUCCUUCGUGAAAAACACACCAUUCUGGAAAAUUCUAAGAGAAUAGAGAAAAUGACUAAUACUAUAGGAAAAAUAAAACGUUUAGAAAGAUAUAAUAUUAGGACUGUGGCAACCACUGAUUUUUUUUUUUUUUUUUUUUUUUUUUUGGUGGUUAAAUUAAAGGAACCACACUUUUAUAAGCAGUCCAAUAGUUCAGGGAUAACUAAUUCAUUUUGUGUAGCUCUCUCUUGGGCUGCUUGGUUCCCAGGCUGUAAAAUAAGCAGUUUUGGUGUUUUUUUUUUUUUUUUUUUUCCCCUAAUUUAAAAAUAAACCAAUACAAUAUAUGCUUAUGUCAGCGUUCAGAAAAUCUCUCUAAGAUGGAGUUUGGAGUUUACUGAAUCUGCUGAGUACAAAUGACUGCAAAUAAAACUUCCAACAUGCAGAAACCUGAUGUGUCAGUAUUUCCUUAAAAGUUAUCACAUUGCUUUUGAAUAUCUGUUGAUGCUUAAGUAUCAAGCAGGCUCUAAACUGGGAGAAUUUGAUUUAUUGUAUUUUUGUAAUCCUAUUAAAGAGACACCAUCUAAAAAAAAAAAAAAAAAUCAGUUUGCUCAACCAUUUUCCCCCUAUGGAUAAACUUUCUGACCCUCUGAAUAAAAGUCUAACACUUGAAAGUAGUUUUCUUGGCUUUUAUCAUAAAUUGAUUUUUUUGAUCUUGACCUGUCCUAAACAAUAAUUCAGAUUUUUUCUCUGCCUUUUAAGACACUAUCAAUCUUUGCUCCUUAUUCAUGAGAACAAAUUUGUCUUCUCAACAUUGAAGGUGGAAAUCCUUGACUGGAAGACAAAGGAACAAUUAUGCUUCCUAGAUAAGGUGGAACCAAAUGCUACAAUUAGGGAGAUAAGAUCAAUGUUCCAUAAAUUAUUUCUUCAUGGUUUUACAGAUCCUCAGUGGUAUCCAGCAAGACAGUCAAUAAAACUUGAUCCAAAAGGAAAGUCCCUGAGGAAUGAGGAAAUCCUGCAGAACCUCCCUGUUGGCACAACUGCUACUUUAUACUUUAAAGAUUUAGGGCCACAGAUAGGAUGGACUACGGUAUUUUUGAUAGAAUAUACAGGUCCAUUGUUCAUCUAUUUUCUGUUUUAUUUCCGCAUGCCUUUUGUGUAUGGACUGGAUGAGAGGUUUACAUCAAGCCCACAUCCAGUAGUUAACUUGGCAUGUAUCUGCCAUUCUUUCCACUACAUCAAAAGGUUGAUUGAAACAAUAUUUGUUCAUCGGUUCUCCCAUGGGACUAUGCCACUGAGGAAUAUUGUGAAGAACUGUUUGUAUUACUGGGGAUUUGCAGCUUGGCUUGCUUAUUACAUCAAUCAUCCUCUUUACACUCCUCCUUCUUAUGGGAAAAAACAGAUUAAUUUUGCUGUGAUCAUGUUUCUGCUAUGUGAAGCUGGAAAUUUUUCCAUUCAUGUUGCACUUAGUGACCUCCGGAGAGAUGGGUCCAAAACUCGUAAGAUCCCAUACCCAACAAAGAAUCCUUUCACAUGGCUGUUUUUCUUUGUAUCUUGCCCAAACUAUACCUAUGAGGUGGGGACAUGGAUCAGUUUCACUAUCAUGACUCAGUGUGUUCCAGUGGGGCUGUUCACCUUGCUUUGCUUCAUUCAGAUGACAAUCUGGGCAAAGGAUAAACACUAUACCUACCUACGAGAAUUCAAGGAUUAUCCAAGCGUUCGAAUGCCAAUUAUUCCUUUUUUGUUGUAAGAAAAGUUCAGCUUCAAUACUGCAUGGAACUUCGAGAAGAAAAAGCUCAUGGAUUUUCUUUAUUCAUAAACCUCCUGCCAAAUAAAUGAAUUAAUUGAAAUGA
Gallus gallus (chicken) is the source of this 6583-nucleotide messenger RNA. It is a transcript of the gene TECRL2, whose product is annotated as trans-2,3-enoyl-CoA reductase-like. Lineage: Eukaryota; Metazoa; Chordata; Aves; Galliformes; Phasianidae. Gene Ontology annotation, biological process: very long-chain fatty acid biosynthetic process. The coding region runs from base 5638 to 6480 and encodes 280 amino acids. The transcript has 14 exons. Gene Ontology annotation, molecular function: oxidoreductase activity, acting on the CH-CH group of donors. The record is from RefSeq and is a predicted model, not a curated record.